Molecule: messenger RNA, 1988 nt
Organism: Myxocyprinus asiaticus (Chinese sucker)
Lineage: Eukaryota; Metazoa; Chordata; Actinopteri; Cypriniformes; Catostomidae
Product: protein TSSC4-like
Exons: 4
Coding region: 763-1689 (308 amino acids)
Source: RefSeq, a predicted model, not a curated record
GCAGGGUACACUUGUAUAGCGGAGAAUGGGAGACCACAGCAAAUAUAAUUUAUUUAUUUAUUUAUUUAUUGCUUCUUCGUUUGCUCCGACAGCAAAAUAAUAAUAAUAAAAAAAUACUAUUACGCUUUCACAGCUUUCCAAAAGAAGGAGAAAAUAUAGAGAGCAGUGGAUUACAGCAGUCUGAAGAGAGAGAGAUUUAGAGAUAGUCAUUUUCGGUCACUUGUAUGACAAACCCUAUCGCAGCUGUGGUAAAUCGUUUUUUAAAACUUAUUCCAGAGCAAUAUAGUACAAAGUAUAAUGUUAUAAAUGUACACAAAUAAUUGUAAAAAUUGCACAUAUAAAAAAGUUUGCCAGAUUUACGACGCUACAUGAGGCGGAAACACGUCAUCAUAGUCUGUGAAAAGGGUCCAUCCAUACGACGUACUUGUGGACUCACGACGAGCACGGAUCAAAUAAAAACAAUGUACUAAUGACAGAUGUUUUAUAUCGCUUAUAAAUUCAUUAAGAUUGAAGUCUCGAGUAAUUCGGGUUGCAAAGUUGGUCAACACAUUUAGGCAGCAUAUAGGCCUCAAUACUGAACGCCAUGGCCAUGACUUUCAUCAACAGUCUGGAUGGGACGAUUUUAGCUAAACUAAGCAGAUCACAGUACUUGUGAGUCAUCAACCCUAGUGUCUCAGGAACCUUUUGGUCCUCCACUUAGUAUCGCUGUGUAAAUAUCCAGCUUCUAAUAAUCCCUUUACCUAACCUCAGAGUAGCGGCAUUAUGACUGAUCCAAAAUGCAAAGAAAAGGAUGUCCCUAACAGCCUGUCUAAUAGAGAUGCCAUUGAACUUCCUGAUGAUCUGUUUUUAAGCGACUCUGACCCUGAUGAGCCCACGGAGCAUUUUAGCAGAAAGGUUGAGGACUUGUCGUCUUCCUCGGAAGAGGAAGAAGAUGCUCGGCCUCGCCUGCCUGUUCCUCAAGACAGUCCCACUUUCAGACUGACAGGUGGGAGCUCUGGUUUCUGUGAUCGUAGCAAGGACAUCUUCGCACAGUUGGAUAGUGCUGCAAAGCUCGCUUCUAAACAGCUAGGCGAAGACAACAUUCUUGAUGGCAUGUUUGCGCGUCCUGCUCCACCGUCACCUCCACAUGUAGCUCAAGGGAAGUGUGAUGUUGACCCAGAGGCAACCAAAAAACAACCUUUGGGUAAAAAGCUCCCAAACUAUCUUGCACAUCCUGAGCGCUGGACCCACUACAGCCUUGAAGAUAUCCCUGAAACCAGUGAUAGAAAGAAUAGCCAGGUGGCUCCACAGGACAUACAAGGGCUUCAAGAAAGCAAGAGGUCUCAGAAUGUCGUGUUGGAGACUUUCACUCCAGCUUUCAAUCAGGAUCAUGCCAGCAGCUAUGAGAACAAGAUUGUGUUCACUAAACCCAAGAGCAAAGAUCAAAGCAGGAACAAACUUGACCAUCUUAGCAAGGAAGAGGUUGGACUUAAACACUUGGAUGAUGGACAAGAGAAUGAAGAAGGAGAGUCUACACCUCUUCAUCAUCUUGGCUCAUGGAAGGAUGAAGAGAAGAAAAGGAAGUGGUUUCCUGAGAAAGAGAAGGAAGAGGAAGACAAAAAGGUGACCAGUGUUGUCUUCAACAGUGGCAGGAAAUUAAACCGCAAACGCUUUCGUAAAACACUUGAAGAUGAGGAAGGCACAGAGUGAACUUUAAUCCUUCAAAACUUGUUUUUAUGUUUCUAUGGACAUGAAACCUCCCAUCAUUUUGUAUUACCAAUCUUGCUUUUGGCAUUUAUGGGGUUAAUGGCUCAAUGAAAAUGAUCAAGUCAUAAAUUACUAACUUCCCAAAGUAUCCUUUGUAUAAAUUAGCCGUCAUUUGUCUGCAGUGGUAUCAGUGUUUUAGUGUAUGCAAAACUAUUCUGAAGUACUGUGUCAGUUUUUAUGAUCACUUUUCAUAAACUCAGUUAUGUAUGUACUUUAAGAUGACAUUAAACAAUGGUCCAGUA